UUUCGUAGUAUCAACAAUAAAUUCUCAGUCCGCGGCCGCUCCUGUCUGCUACUCGCUACUCCGCCACAUUGUCCUUCGCGAGUCCUCUGAAUUGGGUUGUGAUUGUUUACUAUCUGCUGAAUACUCGGAGUUGUGCUCAUGUCAGAGAAUCUCGUUGGUUGGUGAACUUUUCCAAGAAUAACAACGAGUAACAUAACCUCAAAACCGAUAAGAAUUAAUUCUUCAGGCUAUUUCUUACCUCAAAACCGAGAAGAAUUAAUUAUUAGUGUCAGGCUAUUUCUGACUACAACUUCCACAAUUGCUUUCAAGACGAAUAUCAACUCCAGGAUGACCAGCUGAAGAAUGGCUGCUGGGGAUGCAGGUUGCUCGUAUGUUCCUCAUCGGUGGAGUUUUGGCCAUGACAGUGCCCCCGCCACCACUCUACGCACAUGAUGUGGCAAGUGGGGUUAAGUCUCCCUUAACAAUUAGCAAGAUUUACCCAGGAAAAAAUAUUAUGACUCUGGCUUCCAGAACAAACAUGGUUACACCACACAAGAGACGACGACUACGACAUCGAGGCCGGAAACACAGACGACAGAAUGUGCUGUCUUCAGCAAAACGCUACUUCGAGAAACAGCUGCUGGUUAAAAACAGCACACUUGCAUUGUUAGGGGUGGGAAUGGAGAAACUCCUUCCUAACGCUGUAGAUCUGUUGGAUAUCAACCCACAAGAACUGCCUGGAGAAUCUCCUUUCCAGAAUUGGCAUAGUAAAAGAACAAAUCAGAGUCAACACGUGCCUACUUACUCUAAAAACUCCAGCGAGAAUAUUCCUACUGUAAUCCUGAGCCCUAUUAAACUGCUGGGGACAGAGAUAAAUAAGAAUACAGUUUCUGAUGUGAAAAAUGACCCUGUCGUCGAAUACCAGUUCGACUAUCACGCAGUCUCACAGCAUGAAGAUACCGGACAUUUACAACUCAAUUUUGGAACAGCAUUGAAAAGGUUACUGAGAAUACUAAAUAAUUAUUCUACAAGAAAUGAUUCCAAUACGACACCUUGCGAGCAGUGGAUGGGCUGUCAGGAACAAUUGGCCGGAGCAUUGCUGGGACCUCUACCGGCAUGUCCUUGUGUUUACCCAAGUCGCAUUUUCUACGAGGAUAAGGUCUGGGAUACAGCCCAGGAGAGACAUUUCCGGUGGAAAGAUGCAAGUGGUGAACGGCUGGAUGUGUACAAGCCUGGUGCUGAGUAUUGCAUCAGGAGUCUUCUGACCCAGGGCACCCUCACGUUGGCCGUCCAACACUGCUGUUACGACAGACACAGACGCUUGUUAACUCGAGGUUCGGGAGCGGGCAGUCCUGACCUCGUCAGCCCAGACGUCUCACCACAGCUCCACUACACAGUCGAUGUGUUGCCCUGGCGUUUGUGUCAAGGAGACUUCACCAUCUACAGUCUGGUCCGUCCCCCAGACAACUCAAAUAACUGCAGCCACAACCCCCCUGACGACGAGUUCUCUCGGCAGAUCCUGCUGGCCAAGUACUACUGACCAUAAUCAAUUGUUGACAUCCAUAAUAUUAUUAUUAUUAUUUAUAUUUUCUUCUUUAAGUGUUAAUUUAGAUUGAUCUUGUACGUUAAGAAUAAAAUUUGCUCAGGGAGA
This is a messenger RNA of Homalodisca vitripennis (glassy-winged sharpshooter), 1630 nucleotides long. RefSeq lists its product as uncharacterized. Lineage: Eukaryota; Metazoa; Arthropoda; Insecta; Hemiptera; Cicadellidae. Bases 356 to 1519 code for a protein of 387 amino acids. The transcript is spliced from 7 exons. The record is from RefSeq and is a predicted model, not a curated record.